CCCUCUCCUUUUCUCUUCCUACUCCUCUCGAUAUUUGCACAUUUUUAUCGCUAUUCGUAUUAGUUUAUAUAUAUAUUUUUAACUGUGUGGAAUAAUUUUUAUGUUCUGCGAUUAAAUUUUAACCAAAUUUUCAAAAAAUGUUGUCUAAAACUGCAGUAGUUGCGGCCGGUGUUUGUGGAACUCUUUUUAUUGGUUAUUGCAUUUAUUUUGAUAGAAAAAGACGAAGUGACCCAAACUUCAAACAAAAUCUUAGGGAUCGACGGGCAAAAGCUCUCCUCAUGAAGGAACAAGCUAAAUUAAACAGUUCUAAGAUUCCUGAACUGAAGGAUUAUGAAUCUGUGCAAAAGUUUUUCAUUCAAGAAGUACAACUUGGGGAAGAACUUUUGGCUCAAGGUGAUAUUGAAAAUGGAAUUGAACAUCUGAGUACUGCUUUGGCUGUAUGUGGAGAGCCACAACACCUAAUUGAAGUUUUACAAGUUCAACUUCCUCCACCAAUCUUUCACAUGCUGAUGCAACGACUGCCUAUAGUUAGCCAGAGAUUGGCUGCUACCAUGGCUUCUCGACGAAUGCAUGAUGAAGAUGUGGAAUAAAAAAAACUGUGUAAAUUAGAACAUGCCUUCUAUUUUUUGUCAUCGCAACAACGCUACAAAUAAUACCAUUGCAUCUGAGUACAUUGUAUAUAUUUAAAAUAAAUAUGUAGAAAUACAA
Molecule: messenger RNA, 708 nt
Organism: Argiope bruennichi
Lineage: Eukaryota; Metazoa; Arthropoda; Arachnida; Araneae; Araneidae
Product: mitochondrial import receptor subunit TOM20 homolog
Exons: 5
Coding region: 138-590 (150 amino acids)
Biological process (GO): protein targeting; protein import into mitochondrial matrix; tRNA import into mitochondrion
Cellular component (GO): mitochondrial outer membrane translocase complex; mitochondrial outer membrane
Molecular function (GO): transmembrane protein transporter activity
Source: RefSeq, a predicted model, not a curated record